AUAAAAGCAUUUUCAGCACUAAACGGAUUUUAAACAUGAGAAAAUUUCAAUUUUUUGUCCCUUUUAUUAAAAUAAUCCUAUCAAUCGUGUCCCAAUCUUUGUACUUUUCUUACUUUUAUUUUCGCUCCAAGCUUUGUACUAACACUUGCCAUUUUAGCAGCAAAUGAUCUAAACCCUAAUGAGAAGAACCCUAAGGUCCAAAUCUCUCUCACCUCUAUCUGCAAUUCCUCGACCUCUUCGUCCGUACAACAAUGGAAGUUCUCAUUUCUCUCCAUCCACGCCACCAAAACCCUCGAAACAAGACCCAGCCUCACCUUUCAGGUCAAAUCCCAGAUGGGUAUUCACUACUUCACUCCCACCACCCGAGUGGAUACAGCCCUUCGCUGACCUCUCUGACCUCAUCACAAGCCCUAAACACCUCAAACCCUCCCCUUGGGUCCAGCAAAUUCUCAACCUGUUGGACAAUUCUCCAAACAUGGAGCACAAUUUACAAGUGUAUUGCCACAAAUUCCUAAUCCGAUUAUCACCCAAUUUCGUGGCUUUCGUGUUACACUCCGAUCAGCUUCGCGGGCAAUUCGACGUCGCUUUGAGGUUUUUCUACUGGGCUGGUAAGCAAAAGGGCUAUACCCAUAAUCUAGAAUGCUAUGUUUCUUUGAUUGACGUGUUAUCUGUGUCUGGUGAUUUAAAUAGAAUUCGAUGUAUUUUUCGUGAAUUUAAGGAUAGAGGUUUUUUAAUUAAUGUCUCGGCUGCUAAUUCUUUGAUUAGGAGUUUUGGAAGUCUUGGGUUGGUGGAGGAAUUGUUGUUUGUGUGGCGUCAAAUGAAAGAAAAUGGUAUUGAGCCGACUUUGUACACCUAUAACUUUUUGAUGAAUGGGUUGGUGAAUUCAAUGUUUAUUGAAUCCGCAGAACAGGUUUUUGAGGUCAUGGAAGGUGGGAAGAUUGGGCCUGACAUUGUGACUUACAAUACAAUGAUUAAAGGGUAUUGUAAAUCUGGGAAGACUCGGAAAGCAAUGGAAAAAUUUAGAGAUAUGGAGGUGAGAAAUGUGGAACCUGAUAAGAUCACUUAUUUAACUUUGAUGCAGGCGUGUUAUUCUGAAGGGGAUUUCAGUUCCUGUUUGAGUCUUUAUCAAGAAAUGGAGGAGAAGGGAUUGGAGAUCCCGCCUCAUGCUUACAGUUUAGUGAUUGGAGGGCUCUGCAAAGAUGGGAAGUCUUUGGAAGGGUAUGCUGUUUUCGAAAACAUGAUUCGGAAAGGUUGUAGAGCUAAUGUGGCUAUAUAUACUGCUCUGAUUGAUUCGUAUUCGAAAAGUGGCAACAUGGAGGAGGCUAUGAGGCUUUAUGAGAGAAUGAAGAGUGAUGGGCUUGAACCAGAUGAGGUUACAUGUGGUGUAAUAGUUAAUGGUUUAUGCAAGAGUGGGAGGAUGGAGGAGGCCAUGGCGUAUUUCGAAUUCUGUAAAGGUAACAAUGUGGCCGUUAAUGCCGUGUUUUAUUCAAGUCUCAUUGAUGGUCUUGGAAAGGCUGGGAGAGUGAAUGAAGCUGAGAGACUUUUUGAAGAGAUGGCCGAGAUGGGAUGCACACGGGAUUCUUAUUGCUAUAAUGUACUUAUUGAUGCUAUGGCUAAGAGUGGAAAGAUUGAUGAAGCAUUAGUGCUCUUUGAGAGAAUGGAAGAUGAAGGUUGUGAUCAGACAGUGUAUACAUACACAAUAUUGAUCAGUGAAUUGUUCAGAGAACAUAGAAAUGAGGAGGCGUUGAAGUUUUGGGAUAUGAUGAUCAAUAAGGGUGUCACACCCACAGCAGCUUCUUUUAGAGUUCUUUCAACUGGGCUUUGUCUUUCAGGCAAGGUGGCGAGGGCUUGUAAGAUUCUGGAUGAACUAGCACCCAUGGGGGUUAUUCCUGAGACUGCUUUUGAAGAUAUGAUCAAUGUGUUGUGCAAAGCUGGUCGUAUUGAGCAGGCUUGCAAGUUGGCUGAUGGAAUUGUAGACAGGGGUCGAGAAAUACCAGGAAGAGUUCGUACUGUUUUAAUUAAUGCCUUGAGGAAGGCUGGGAAUUCAGAUUUGGCGAUGAAGUUGAUGCACAGUAAGAUUGGUAUUGGUUAUGAUAGGAUGGGUAGCGUUAAAAGACGAGUCAAGUUCCGGGUUCUUGUUGGCAUUUGAUUCUUGGACCACAUGUAAGGUAUCAUGUAAAUUUGCAGAGUUUAUGAUGAGGGCUCUUUGUCCUCGUAGUUUAGAGCUCAAUUUAUGAAGAUCCCCUGCAAGGAGGAUCAGAUGUGUAAUAUAACUGAGCUGGAAACCUUAUUAAGUUUUAUCAAUUGCGUUUUGGUCCAGUUAGAUGACAAACAGGUAGAUACCAGUGUUCGGCAGACAAGUUCUAGUCAAUUUUGAUGCUGUUGUGGCUCAUCGCUUGGAUUUAACGCAGCCCGGAGAAGAAAGAUAGAUCUUUGUAGCUAAGCCCAAGUAGUUGGGAUUAAGAUGUUCAGUCAAGUGAAUUACUUAAUAUAUCCAUGUGGAAUAGAUUUAUGGGUUAAGAGAUCCGGUGCAAUAGUCUGCAGUGAACCUGUUUCGAAGCAACAAGCCUUGUUGGUCACUAUCUGAAGCUAAUUUUCAAAUAUCAAUAUGUGCAAGCAUCUUUCAUAUCCACUCCUACCAGGCUGAUAAACUUUGAAGUGCCUAAUAAGAGAUGUCAUCGAUGUUCUAGCAUGGGCGGACGGGGUAGCAGGACAAGCAAGGUCUGAAGAUAUAUUGUUUAGAGGAUUUCGUACUAAUCUUUGUGCAGCUCGAGCUUAGAUUUGUAACUUUUGAUAUGUGGUGGCUUGAGAAUCACUUUGGUCCUACUUGGGAGCUUGUACUUAUAGAUAUUGUGUUGUAUACUUGGAUAACCAAGUGAUCUUUGAUUUUUAUAUUAAGUUAUGGUAUAAGCUCGACAAGGAAUUUAGAUGUGUUUGGCUCUGGCGGGAGUAUUUCGCGGGGAGCGAUGGUGGCAACCUUUUACCGAGUGUUGUACCAAUCCUUUCAUUUUAGGUUAUGCUUUUUGUUUUUAACAUCACAGGGAUGCUUUGAUUUAGAAGGAAGGAAAAUAAAUAAAGAAAAAGCUUAUGAA
Messenger RNA from Cornus florida, 3092 nucleotides. RefSeq names its product pentatricopeptide repeat-containing protein At1g03560, mitochondrial. The record is from RefSeq and is a predicted model, not a curated record. The coding region runs from base 179 to 2149 and encodes 656 amino acids. Gene Ontology annotation, molecular function: protein binding. Lineage: Eukaryota; Viridiplantae; Streptophyta; Magnoliopsida; Cornales; Cornaceae. The transcript is spliced from 2 exons.